This is a messenger RNA of Paramecium pentaurelia, 576 nucleotides long. NCBI's taxonomy places the organism in Eukaryota, Ciliophora, Oligohymenophorea, Peniculida, Parameciidae. The record is from the annotation of a GenBank genome assembly.
AUGGAAGAAUUAUUAAUGUUCUCCGCUUAAAACAAACUAACAUUUGCUUAUAAUAGGAAUACUUUGCAAAUUUAGACUGAAUUAAAAAUUAAAAAUAUCUCAUAGAAUAUACUUGAAAUUCAAAUAGAAUUGUCAAAUCCUCAAAAUUACAAAAUAAAGCCUAACAAUUUUUACAUCUAAAAACACGAAACAAAGGUUGUAGAGAUAAUUCAAAUAAACUAUGUAGAUUUAAAUAUAAUUAUAUAGGUUCCUAUGAGAUUAGAUGAAAGAGCAAAAAUAAUGUAUAGAACCAUUUAAGAGAAUUCUACAACUUCAAGAAAAAAUACAUAGACAGUAUAUCAUUUUUACAAAUACUUUUUCUUUGAGUUAUCAUGUCAUAAAAAGUGCUCUUUAAUUGAAGAUAAUAGCAACUUUACAUAAGUGAGAUAACCAGAAUAAAGAUAAUAUUAAAGUGGUAUUGAAGUGAAAGAUUCUCUAAACUAUUGGUAACUUGUCACCCUAACAGUGUCUAUUAUUGUAAUAAUAUUUGCAGUUUUUAAUUGGAUAUAUAUUAAAAUUAUAAAGAAUGAUUAAUGA